AUAGAACAGAAGGUGCUUGCAGCCAGGAAUACUGUGUCUGUCGAUAAUUAUUAUGUAAUCGAAAAACAUCAGCAAGAUGGUAGAAAGAAAAUAUCAAAUGAAAACAAUGUAAUUCCAUUAAUGUGGA
This is a messenger RNA of Dentiscutata heterogama, 127 nucleotides long. Lineage: Eukaryota; Fungi; Glomeromycota; Glomeromycetes; Diversisporales; Gigasporaceae. The record is from the annotation of a GenBank genome assembly.